Molecule: messenger RNA, 2559 nt
Organism: Vigna radiata var. radiata (mung bean)
Lineage: Eukaryota; Viridiplantae; Streptophyta; Magnoliopsida; Fabales; Fabaceae
Product: probable transcription factor KAN4
Exons: 6
Coding region: 1124-2071 (315 amino acids)
Biological process (GO): abaxial cell fate specification; regulation of DNA-templated transcription
Cellular component (GO): nucleus
Molecular function (GO): transcription cis-regulatory region binding
Source: RefSeq, a predicted model, not a curated record
CUUAAGAAAUGAAUGAAAAUGAGAUGUUGAGAUUAGAGUUUGGGUUAGGGUUGUAAGUGUUGAUUAAAUUUUUGUGGGGAAGAGGGUAUGGAAAAUACAGAUAUAGAAAGAGUCAUUUUCCUGUGAGUAUAUAUAGCCAAGGUUGAGCAUAUGGAGGGAGGGUGUCAUAGGUAGAAAACGAUGAGGUUUAAUGGCACAUAUGUGUACAUCUGCACGUAACAGAGAGAGAGAGAAAGAGAAAGGAGGGUGAGUUUGAAGAGGAUAUUUUGGGGUGGCAGUGAAUCCUCGUUCAUAAUAAAAGAGGAAUAUUCCAAUUGAAGAAAAAUGCAAUAUUUAAAAGAGAUAAACUAAACCCUGAUAGAAACAAAAAGAGCAGGGAAUUUUAACAGGUCGCCAUCCAUCAUCUUAAACUAGACACUCAAUUUCCAUUCCAAUAUUCCAUUCAAUAGUACCCCUUUUGUUUUUCUCGAAUUCCAACCAUAUUCCUGCCAAGAACCACCAUUACAUCGCUGCUUCAAACUUCUCUAUUUUCUUUUCUUUCUUUUUAUUUAAUUAAAUUACCUGCAGAUAAGGAAAACCAGAGACCAGACUCUUUCCUUCACUUUCUCUCUCUCUCUCUGUAUCUCUCUCUCUAUAUCUAUCUAUCUAUCUACAGUAGUACUUUGAUGACUAAUAUAUCUCUCAGCUUCCAUAAAUAACUGCUACCCCUUUUCACUAACUUUUGGUUCAAACCACCAUCCCCAAAAAACUCUGAUCUUUUCUCUUUCCCUUUUUUUUUUUUUAUCUGACUAGUUGUGACAAGUAGUCCCUGGAAAUUAAUUACUCCCUCUCUCUUUCUCUCUCUUUCAGCUUUUAAAAUUUUCCAUAUGGUGGUCUUCCUUCAACCCUAGUGGGAUCCUAUACUAAAAGCCUAUAACCACACCAUCUCAAAUCAUAAGUCACUCAUGAUAUAAUCACAGCCUUAAACCCUUCCUUUCACCUCUUACUAUAUUUGCUUUUCCACUUUAACUCUUAACUCUCCCAUUCCCUUAUAUAUAUAUAUAUAUUUCACUACCUUAACAAACACAGAUCUUCUCCGUUCUUCGGUUUCUCUAUAGUUUUAUCUGUCUUUCUACAUAUCUCCAUGUUCACCAAUUCACAUACGCUAAUGCGAACUUUGUUGUCAACUUUGCCGGAGCCAGACCUCUCCUUGAACAUAAGCCCUCCCUCUAUUUCGGAUGUUUCUGAGGUCAAGGAAGUGGGGUGUUUCGGCAAAGUGGUUUACAGCGACAUGUGUUCAACUUCUGAUUCCGGGAGCAGUGGAGGAAGUGAUUUGAGCCAUGAGUUCCACAACCUUCGUCACCAUCGUGAGCCCACGUUGAAGUUAGGCUUUGGAACAAUGGAUUUGAAUCCUCGCCAUCAUCAGGUUCAUGGUGACACCAGAAGCUUCACUCACCACCACCACCACCACCACCACCUUCAGCCUCACAUCUACGGCCGCGAUUUCAAACGAACUGCAAGAGUCGUCAAUGGCGUCAAAAGAAGCGUCAGGGCUCCUCGGAUGAGAUGGACCACCACCCUCCAUGCCCAUUUUGUUCACGCGGUUCAACUUCUUGGCGGCCAUGAAAGAGCAACUCCGAAGUCUGUGUUAGAGUUAAUGAAUGUUAAGGAUCUAACCCUAGCACACGUCAAGAGUCACUUGCAGAUGUAUAGAACAGUGAAGAGCACUGACAAAGGCACCACAGGUCAUGGGCAGACAGAUAUUGCAGUAUUGAAUCCAAGGCAAGGGAUUAACAUUGUUCAUUUGCAUUCACCUUCACCCAAUUUACCAGACCCGAUUCAAAGUUCCCACAGGACAGCGUGGCUACAAUCAUCAAUAGAGACAAAAACAAAGAACAGUAGACAAGAAGCAGAGAAGGGUUUGACGUAUUGUGAGGUGAAGGGAAGUGAAAGCAUGGUGAAGAAUGGCUUGGAUUCUACCACUUUGUCACGUUCUGAGGGAAUGCUUGACCUAGAAUUCACCCUUGGAAGACCCAUUUGGAAAAAAGACCACGCAGAAUCAUCCAGAGAGUUAACUCUUUUAAACUGUUGAAACACCUAAAACAACGUUAAAAAAAGUAAACAAAGUUAAGGUUAAGUUUAAAUAACCAGCCUUUGACAUGUGUGGAGGGAAUUGAUGAUGAUGAUGAUGAUGAAGAGAUGUGUGAAUGAUUUUGAUUGUGUGUGUGUAUGUAUGUAUGUAUGUAAGGAUGUGUUUGGGAGAGAGAUGAAGGAAUUUUGCUAAAGAACAUAUGCUUGAGUCCAAGGAAUUUUUCAGGCAUUGUCUUUGAUGUCAUUUUCUGUGGAAGCUAUAGAAUAGAACAUGAUGAAAAAUAAAAAUGGAAUGGUUUGUUUGAGGUCAUGGACCAUGCAUAGGUUAUAGUUAGGCAAAAUAGGACCCAUUUGGAAAUACUGAUAUGAGACAUGUGGGUCAUCUUUUCUGCCACACCAUCAUCACAUAUGUACCACAUACACAUACAUGUUAUCACCCACAUUAAUUCACUUUUACAAAUUAAUAUUCCAACCUUUUUUGUCUUCUUA